Humulus lupulus (European hop) is the source of this 916-nucleotide messenger RNA. RefSeq names its product ubiquitin receptor RAD23c-like. Gene Ontology annotation, cellular component: nucleoplasm; cytosol. The transcript has 5 exons. The coding region runs from base 1 to 480 and encodes 159 amino acids. Gene Ontology annotation, biological process: proteasome-mediated ubiquitin-dependent protein catabolic process; nucleotide-excision repair. NCBI's taxonomy places the organism in Eukaryota, Viridiplantae, Streptophyta, Magnoliopsida, Rosales, Cannabaceae. The record is from RefSeq and is a predicted model, not a curated record. Gene Ontology annotation, molecular function: damaged DNA binding; polyubiquitin modification-dependent protein binding; ubiquitin binding.
AUGCAUCAGGGAAUUCCUGAACAGGCAGAUGUUCCACCAGUUGCCCAAGUUCCUGCUCAGGUAGCAGCAAACUCCCCAGCAAUCAUUCCUCCAUUGCAAGCAUCACAACCUGCUGCUGCACCUGCUAUUGUCCCUAAUGCAAAUCCAUUGGAUCUCUUCUCUCAAGACCUACCAAAUGUGGGUGCAAAUGUUGGUGCUGGCAAUUUGGAUUUUCUUCGAAACAGUCAACAGUUCCAAGCAUUGCAAGCUAUGGUGCAAGCAAACCCUCAAAUUUUGCAGCCUAUGCUUGAAGAGCUAGGGAAAAAAAAUCCACAUCUUGUGCAUCUCAUACAAGAGCAUCAGGCCGACUUUUUGCGACUGAUAAAUGAACUUGUCGAGGGAGGAGAAGGGAACGUUCUGAGCCUGAUGGCUUUAGCCAUGCCACAGGCUGUGACUGUAACUCCUGAGGAGCGGGCAGCCAUUGAACGUGUAUGUUUCUAAUCUUUGUUUAACCUCUGUGUAGUCCCUCUCUUGUUUGUGCUUUUAUCCAAGAGCCAAGAUGGCUACUCAAGAACAUUUAUUGCAUUUUUUUUAUUCUUAAACAUAUAAUUUAGACGGUUGAAACCUUUACUGCACUGUUUUAUAGUUAAUUUUAUUAUAAUGUUUCAGUCAGUUCUAUGUAUCAACAACCAUUCAGAUCAAUCACAUUUUAGGACCAAAAUAAAUAAAUAAAUAGCCAAUUGAACAGAGGGAAAAACUCUAGUGAUGGUUAAAAAUAUAGAAGUGGUUGUUAGACAAAAUAAUGCUAAAGACUUGGCACUUGAUCAUGCUAUACAUCUGUUGCUCGCUGGUAUGUUUGCCAAGUGUUUGUGUAUUGGUUCUGGUUCAGUUUUCUCACGACAAUCACUUGAGUAGACAAUGAGGGACUGCUUUUGAG